Messenger RNA from Meloidogyne enterolobii, 597 nucleotides. Lineage: Eukaryota; Metazoa; Nematoda; Chromadorea; Rhabditida; Meloidogynidae. The record is from the annotation of a GenBank genome assembly.
AUGACUGAAGAUGGGAGGUGUUUUGUAGGGCGUAUAAUGCAUGGUGGACUAAUUCACCGACAAGCAACAUUACACGUAGACGACGAGCUUCUUGAAAUUAAUAAUAUUUCUGUUGCUAAUAAAUCUGUAGAGCAAAUUCAAAGGCUUUUAAAAGAUGUCAGAGGUCCAGUCACCUUUAAAAUUGUCCCCUCCUAUCGGUCAGCGCCUCCUUCCUGUGAAAUUUUUGUUCGGGCACAGUUCGAUUACGACCCUUCACAAGACGAUUUAAUCCCUUCUGUCAAUGCAGGGGUUCCUUUCCGGACGGGUGAUGUUCUCCAAGUAAUUUCAAAAGACGAUCACAACUGGUGGCAAGCCCGGUUUAUCUGCCCCUCUCCCGCGUUAGGCGGCACCCUGUGGGCUUCUUCCCCUACAACAACCACAACACCCAAUACUGUGUCUAACGCUGUUGCUUCUACUUCUGCUGCAGCACUAUCCACCUCAAACCACAUAUCGUCUAAAAAGCCCCCUCCUUCUAGGCAGCAAAGAUUUCAUGGUGGGAAUAAUAUGGCGGGGCUUAUUCCGUCCCCUGAACUUCAAGAAUGGAGAACUGCUUGGUGA